CGCCUUUUACAUCGAAAAUGUCGUUUUACAUUCAUAACUAAAACCUUUGGUGAAUUUUCCUAGCUUGGACGAACAUAUUUAGACGUCGUUGAGUAAACUACGUUUUUUUUUUUUUUUUUAUAAACGCCAUGCCUUGUUCCUGCUGCGCGCCGUAGAUAAAAAUGACCGUUGUUUUAUUAGGAAAAGAGUUAAUAUCUGUUUAGCUUAGCUUUAACGCUAACGCAUACCCGUCUCCAACAUAUGCUCUUGUUGUGUUUUUUCCGCACUUUAUUCUCGACUAACGGAGACUAGCCGUCCGUUAAAUCGAAACGCACAUUGUUUUAGGCCGGAGUUAUUUUCUGAUACGUCACACAGAUCCAAAAUGGCAUCUCGGAGAAGCUUUUUUGAAGGAAAAAAAAAAAAGCACGCGCGCGUGUCACAUCUGUAAAACGUGUCCCGUUACAACACAGCGCCGCGUAGGAGUUCCGCCUUCUUCAUUCAAAAUGCACCUAUUAUGGGUUUAAAACGUGCCUAAAUUUUAUUUAAGGUCUCAUACAAUAGAUUUGCAUGCUUCCAAGGUCAAAAAAAAACAAAACACAUUUUUAACGUGCUCAUAAUUUAAAUUGCAGCAUUAACAACAAAAAUCAUUUUUUCCCCGGUAUCACAAACGACUCGUUAAAUGAUUCGUUCUAAAUGAUUCAUUCUAAUCUCCUCCUUUCAGAGAGCAUACUCUGCUCUAAUUGGUCAGAUGUCGGUCUGUUGGCGUGUUUGAAAAAGGAAACGCCCUCGAGCAUAACCCGUUUCAUCUCCGGGGCUUUUUGUUCUAAACCUACGUAGGUGUAGUACCGGAAGUAACGGCUGGAAUUACUAACGACUCGUUUCAGGUGUUCAGAAUCAGUUCCUUCUUUUGGGAGUCAAUUACUUCCGUUUUGUCGUGCGCUUUAAUUUUGGAAACUUUGCAGACUUUUUACAUUCGCAAAAAGCGAUAUAACAUGUUGUAUGAGGUAAUUUUGAAGAAAAAAAACAUAAUAGGUGCACUUGAGAUGAAUCGUUUCUACAGUCACAGUCUCGAAAUAACGCAAUUUAAAAGGCGUGGCAUCAUCGAAACGGUGACAUUUUUCCAGGAGUCUCCAGUGUUAGGGGUCAAGCAGGACAGAUGAGCGAGGUGGAAGAUGGUUGACCAGCGAGCUCUGAAGAACCCCUAUCUGGACUAUAAUGGGCCCGAGAGCACACAGGACCUGUUCGACUCUCAAGGCAAACUCACACCUGCUUUCGCAGGUCGUAUCAGCGGUAAGAUUAAAGAGCUGCUGGCCGUGAUGGAGAACGGUCUGAAGACUGCCGACCCGAGCGAUGGAACCGGAUACACAGGCUGGGCAGGCAUCGCCAUGCUUUACCUGCACCUUCACUCGGUCUAUGGCGACCCUGCGUUCCUGCAGAGGGCGCUGGAGCACGUGGACCGCAGUCUGAGGAGUUUAACCCAGCGAUGGGUGACGUUCCUAUGUGGAGACGCGGGGCCGCUUGCCGUGGCCGCUGUAAUUUAUCACCGCUUACAGAGAACCCAGGAGUCAGAAGAGUGCAUCAACAGGUUGAUGCAGUAUUACAAAUCAGUAGUAAAAGGUUCAGGCAGCCUCCCAAACGAGCUGCUGUAUGGCCGUGUGGGCUACCUCUUCUCCCUCAUCUUCAUCAACCAGCAGUUCCAGCAGGAAAAGAUCCCAGCACCGUACAUUCAGCAGAUCUGUGAUGCCGUGUUGAUAUCGGGUCAGAACCUGGCUCAGAGGAUGAGGGUGGAGCAACAGUCUCCACUUCUGUACGAGUGGUACCAGGAGCAUUAUGUAGGCGCCGCUCAUGGCCUUUCAGGCAUCUACUACUAUCUCAUGCAGCCCGGUUUCAUCUCUAACCACAGCAUCCUGCCAGCCCUCGUGAAGCCCAGCGUGGAUUACGUGUGCCAGCUGAAGUUACCGUCAGGUAAUUUCCCCCCAUGUAUUGGCGACAAUCGUGAUCUCCUGGUGCACUGGUGCCACGGCUCUCCCGGAAUCAUCUACAUGCUUCUGCAGGCCUACAAGGUGUUUGGUGAGCAGCAGUACCUGCAUGACGCCAUGCAGUGCGGCGAGGUGAUCUGGCACAGAGGUCUUUUAAAGAAAGGUUACGGAUUGUGUCACGGCGCAGCAGGAAACGCCUACGCCUUUCUGGCUCUCUACAAACUCACCCAGGAGCCCAGACACCUCUACAGGGCCUGCGUGUUUGCAGAUUGGUGCAUGAACUAUGGGAAACAUGGCUGCCGCACUCCAGACACACCUUUCUCUCUCUUUGAAGGAAUGGCCGGAACUAUUUACUUCCUCGCCGAUCUCCUGCAGCCGUCAAGAGCCAAGUUCCCAGCGUUCGAGGUGUAAAGGUUCACUGCUACACAACGUCGCACGCUAAUCAGCGCUUGAAGUGCAAAACCUCAGCCUGGAGCUUUAGUGUCCUCCAGGACAGGAGACAACACACACACACACACACACACACACACACACACACAGCCGUGUUCUUGUUGCUCCCCAUUCUGUAGGGAAAUUGUGCAUGCCUUUGCCGUGUCCUAUUCACUCUUCAUGUCCAUGCUUCCAGUUUGUCUCCAAUUGAAAAAUUACCAUCGAAAAACUAAAAACAGGAAGUGGCGAACGGAAUCUGUGCACUGUAUUUAGAAAUCUUUGUAUUAGAGAGUUGCCUUGGUGAAUUGUUCUCAAUAAUUAGACAAGAAAUGGGAAUGUGAAAAUUUUUGUAUUUGUAUCUCGUCUCGGCAUUUGCUUUUCAGAUAACAGUGAGCUGUUCAACAAUUAUAGUGUAAGUCACUUGAAGAUACUUGCUUAAUUAGUGCUUUAAACUAAAUUCGCCAUUAUUUCUGGUAUUUCUGCAGGCGUACUCUGCGAGUCUUAAUAGUAAUUGAUCAUUUUAGAGAUUCCGUUGUUUUUUUUGUUUUGUUUUUUUUAGGAAACAGCACUACUACUGUUGUUUUUUUUUGUGUUCAUUUGCAUUUGCUCAUUAUAUUAAUAAAGGCUAAAGGAAGAUGA
Messenger RNA from Ictalurus furcatus (blue catfish), 3026 nucleotides. It is a transcript of the gene lancl1, whose product is annotated as LanC antibiotic synthetase component C-like 1 (bacterial). The coding region runs from base 1152 to 2369 and encodes 405 amino acids. Gene Ontology annotation, biological process: peptide modification; carbohydrate metabolic process. Gene Ontology annotation, cellular component: plasma membrane. The transcript has 11 exons. The record is from RefSeq and is a predicted model, not a curated record. NCBI's taxonomy places the organism in Eukaryota, Metazoa, Chordata, Actinopteri, Siluriformes, Ictaluridae.